Molecule: messenger RNA, 1891 nt
Organism: Felis catus (domestic cat)
Lineage: Eukaryota; Metazoa; Chordata; Mammalia; Carnivora; Felidae
Gene: HOXD11
Product: homeobox D11
Exons: 2
Coding region: 367-1383 (338 amino acids)
Biological process (GO): anatomical structure development; regulation of transcription by RNA polymerase II
Cellular component (GO): nucleus
Molecular function (GO): DNA-binding transcription factor activity, RNA polymerase II-specific; RNA polymerase II cis-regulatory region sequence-specific DNA binding
Source: RefSeq, a predicted model, not a curated record
AUGCACCCAGCAGUGGCAGCCGCCGGCGGCGCACAGGUGACCGGCCUGCGGCGCAGCCUGAUCUGGGGGCGCCCGGAGAGUGCCGGCUGGAGAGGGAGACCGAUCCGCCCCCAGCGCGCGCGUGUCUCGGCGCCAGGAGCCGUCCCGGGGCGUGUUGGCGAGAGCUGAUAUAGAUAUAAGGACAUUUCUCUCCAUGGCGUCACGUGACAUAAUUACCACCAGAAUCAAUCAAGAUGAAUUGCACGUCAGCGCCCGGUGGGGAUUUUUGCUUAGUUGAUCCUGGCCCAAGCCUCUUGUGCAAUCGAUGGCUCAGGUUGGCGGCGCGGGGAGCGGCCCGGGGCUCGCCGGCGCGCACGCCGCGGAGCCAUGAACGACUUUGAUGAGUGCGGCCCGAGCGCAGCCAGCAUGUACCUGCCGGGCUGCGCCUACUAUGUGGCCCCGUCGGACUUCGCCAGCAAGCCGUCGUUCCUAUCGCAACCGUCGUCCUGCCAGAUGACUUUCCCCUACUCUUCCAACCUGGCGCCGCACGUCCAGCCCGUGCGCGAAGUGGCCUUCCGCGACUACGGCCUGGAGCGCGCCAAGUGGCCGUACCGCGGCGGCGGCGGCGGCGGCGCGGGGGGCGGCGGCGGCGGGGGCGGCCCCGGCGGGGGCGGCAGCGGCGGCGCCGGGGGCUACGCUCCCUACUACGCGGCAGCCGCGGCGGCGGCGGCGGCGGCGGCGGCGGCUGAGGAGGCGGCCAUGCAGCGCGAGCUGCUCCCUCCCGCGGGCCGCCGGCCGGACGUGCUCUUCAAGGCGCCCGAGCCAGUGUGCGCCGCGCCCGGGCCGCCACACGGCCCCGCGGGCGCCGCCUCCAACUUCUACAGCGCUGUGGGCCGCAACGGCAUCCUGCCGCAGGGUUUCGACCAGUUCUACGAGGCUGCUCCCGGGCCCCCGUUCGCCGGGCCGCAGCCCCCUCCGCCUCCUGCGCCGCCACAGCCCGAGGGCGCUGCCGACAAGGGCGACCCCAAGACGGGGGCCGGUGGCGGCGGGGGAAGUCCCUGCGCCAAGGCGACCCCCGGCGCGGAGCCCAAGGGGGCGGCAGAAGGAGGCGGCGGCGACGGCGAGGGGCCCCCGGGGGAGGCGGGGGCUGAAAAGAGUGGCGGCACAGUGGCCCCCCAGCGGUCCCGGAAAAAGCGCUGUCCCUACACCAAGUACCAGAUCCGCGAACUGGAACGCGAGUUUUUCUUUAACGUGUACAUAAACAAAGAGAAAAGACUCCAACUCUCUCGGAUGCUCAACCUCACUGACCGGCAAGUCAAAAUCUGGUUCCAGAAUCGAAGAAUGAAAGAAAAGAAACUGAACAGAGACCGUCUGCAGUAUUUCACUGGAAACCCCUUAUUUUGAGAGCUCCAGGAAGCACCCCUCUCCCCGAGCCCCACUCACCCACCCUCCUCCCCAGCAACCUGCCCUCGGCAGGCCCAAUGUCCUUGGGUUUAAUGACGCCUCUUCUCUGUGGAACUCCACGAUUCCUUCCCACGGUCAACUCGGGACCUCCCAGCGACCACUGCUGCCUGCGGACGAGGCCGGGGACUUGGCCGAAUGGAUCCUAAUAAGGGGAAAAUGGUAAAUGCAAACGUCCCUUUACAAUUUUACCGCCAAUGUGCUGUUGUUCUCCCUCCCUCACUCUGAGUCCCCGUGGGGACGCUGUGGGAUCUGUAGAGAGUUUAGGCCGCUGGGUUGGUUGGAAGGCACUUGUUUUUGUUCUGAGUUUAAGGGACCCGACCUUCCCCCUUGGUGAAUGCAGAUUAUUUAAACUCUGGGAAAUGUACCUUUGGUCUGUCGUAUCGAGGCAUAAGUCACUGUGUUUUGUGUGAAUAAAUGGUUUCUAGUAAAAUGGAGGUUACAGCUUCAA